This is a messenger RNA of Megachile rotundata (alfalfa leafcutting bee), 7543 nucleotides long. RefSeq lists its product as uncharacterized. Gene Ontology annotation, molecular function: protein serine/threonine phosphatase activity; cation binding. Gene Ontology annotation, biological process: protein dephosphorylation. NCBI's taxonomy places the organism in Eukaryota, Metazoa, Arthropoda, Insecta, Hymenoptera, Megachilidae. The record is from RefSeq and is a predicted model, not a curated record.
UUUAUUAUUUUUUACAUUCAACAAUUUAUAACCAAAUACAUAAACCUACUCUUUCCUUGAUUAUUUCUUUUUUUAAAGUUUAAAAAAAAUCAACUUUGCCAAAGAAAUUAUAGGCGGGCCGAGCUUGGUUAUUUAAAAACAUUCGUAAUGCGGGAAUUUCUCUAUAUUCAAAUUGUGUAGUACAGUCGGUAAUACAAAUUAAAUAUUUUUAAGCGCAUUAAAAGCACAAAUCACAUAAUGAAUAUAAUUGAUGUCACUAAAAUUAGAAAUAUACUUAUGCUAAAACAACUUUGUAACAGAAAUAAUAAUUACAUGUAACAAAGAAUGAGCGUAGUAGUGUAUGCAAUUACAGUACCAAGAACGCAAAGGCCUGUGUGGGACAUGCGCAGAACGCCACUCGGUGAAUUCCGUUACGCACUUUUUCCUCCAUUACGAGAGUCAAUCCGCAAGUGGUCAGUGGCAAAAGGAAAGGCAAAAAGCAACGCCGGACCUAAAGAAGCGGGAGAGAUAAUGUUUUAAACGUCCCGGCAAAUUCUCCCCACUUCUUGGAGGGACGCACACAAUAGAGGAACGCGUCAUUCGAUCCGGCCUGUAGUGUUACGUGCGUACGCGACGUUGAAUGAGUGACGUAACCUAAAUACAAAUAUCGCCUAUCAACGAAUAAGAUUAAUUAGAGCAUCGGUUCGUUGAAAAAACGACAGAAACAACAUUAUAAACACGUUCUUCCUUGUGUUUCCGUGUGCGUUCGUUCUGACUGAACAAAGAUUAUAACUUGGCGAGUAUCGUGUUAACAUCUCGUAAACGACCGUGGAGGGUUGUGUUCUUUGUGCUGGAGAAAAGUGCGUGCCGGUCACUUUAAUUUUUUUGCAAAGACAGCAAAAGAAUGGCGGAAGAUUGUACCGAUGGUGAUUAUUUAGGGGCAUAUAGCCGCUUUUUCACCGAAUUCGACAGGAUAAAACCGAACGAUCAGCUGCCAGUUUCAGUGGCUCCAUACAAUUUGACCAAGGGCGAGAUAGUCGGUGAGGUCGUCAACAUAACUCUACAGUACCUCAACAAGACGCAAUGUCCACCAAGUUUGCAAGCACACUUGGUUCAUCAAGUAGUACAAGAAAUCAGUUCCAUGUGCAAAAAACAACCAAAAGAUUGUGGAUUUAAAUGGGAAGAUGAAACAUAUAGUCCAUUAAGAUUAAUGCAAACUGUUAUUGCUAAAAUUAAUGAAAUAUGUACUCGCUAUCUGGACAAUAGCAGAUUGGCAUUAUUACCACCCCCUCCUUGCACACCAUUGCCACAAGUAGUAGCUGGUGGAAACAAAAAUUUUAGAAGAUCAAUGGAAGAUCGUUAUGUGGUUUUGCAUGAUCUUAAUGCCACAUUUGGUAUUCAGGAUGACUCUACAGUAAACUACUAUGCAGUAUUUGAUGGGCAUGCAGGACAAGGUGCAGCCAUUUAUUGUGCUAACCAUCUUCAUCAGUAUUUAACAGAGAAUAUAUAUUAUCCUUCUAAUCCAGAGCAAGCCUUAUAUCAAGCAUUUAAUAUCACAGACACAGAGUUUAAAGAAAAGUACAGGACACAAAAAGUAAAUGGUGGGACUACUGCAGUUUGCACUCUAAUAGUAGAUAAAAAAUUGUAUGUUGCCUGGGUUGGAGAUUCUACAGCUACAUUAAUAAAACGCGACGAUGUCGUUCAAUUGGUGAAACCUCACAGACUUCAUCGUGAAGAUGAAAGGAGAAGGAUAGAAGAAAUGGGAGGUAUAGUGAUGCAAAAAAUGGGAAUUUUCAGAGUUAAUGGAGAGUUAAGCGUGUCUAGAGCAAUAGGCGAUGUUCUUUACAAACCGUUUGUAACCGCCUCUCCAGAAACCAGUUGCGUCACUUUGGACGGCACGGAGGAUUUUCUGGUCCUCGCCAGUGAUGGAUUAACAGAUUUUGUACGACCUGCGGAAAUUGUAACUAUUCUCUACCACGAAAUUCGCCGAAAUCCGAACGGAUUGGACCGCGCUCACCACAUCCUGCUGCAGUGGGCGAAGUACGCAGGUUCGAGGGACAACAUCACGUUGAUCGUGGUCCUGUUAACCCCAGCGAGCGAGAUCGCAGCCAGGCGUGGACACUUCCAUCCGUACAUCGUUUCAAGCGUGAAUGAUAUACUGGAGGAAAUGAACUCGAAGGAUAAACCGAUGCCACGGGACAUCGAGUACGCGCAGAACGCGAUCGAGUCGAAGGUCCUGAAGCAGACGAUGAUCUCGGACCCUUGCGAUCGCGACGACGGCGAUAUAAUGGAAGCGAGCAACGGUAAACACGAGAACGGCGACGCCGAUUACGAUUACUCGGACCUGGGACCGGAAACGAACGUGGACGCCAUCGACGACGUGCCGAUGCCCGUGAAAAACCUCUCGUACGAAUUUUACAAGGACCAAGAACUCGACAAGGAGCCCAUGGACGAAUCCAACAUCGUUGCGCGUCCUGACAAUAAUUUACACGAGAAGCGCCACGAAAUUACGUCCGACGUGCUCCGCGACGAGGUCGCCGAUAAGAUCUACGAAGAAAUGCAAAACGAAGUUCGCAGAUCCUUCGAGGAGAAUGUGGAAGAGUCGAAGAAAGAGGAUCGCGUCGAGGAUUCGCGGGAUAUGGUGGACGAAGCUGGACCGAUGGAUUAUGACGACUCGCCGCCAUCGCCGCAGGCUAACAAACCUCUUCAGCAUGCGCUGAUUCAAGAAGCGGAUAAUGUAGCGGACAGCGAGGAUUCCGAGGACGAGUGGAAUUACUAUCGCGUUGAUCCUAACAAGGACAAAGACUCCGCUGAUCCCGUUGACGAGGUGCAGGAACCAAGGAACGAGGAACAAGAGAGCGAGAAACUUUCUGUGGAAGAAGCAGAGAGUCCGAAACUUCCGGUCGAAGAAGAGAAACUUCCUGUAGAAGAGGAGAUCGAGAAACUUCCUGUGGAAGAGGAGAUCGAGUCGAAAAUCCAGUCAGAGGAGGAAGAAGUUAAAUGCGAAAGUCCGAAGGAAGACUUGCACGAGCUUAUUAACACAGAGAUUAGCGCCGAGGACAAAGCAAAGGAAUCUGAAGAGGAGAAGGAGGAAGAAAUCGAAGAACACGAGGAUUCCGUAGAAGAACACGAGAAGUCGAAAACAAUGGAUUUUCCACUGAACCCUGACGCGGCUGAGUUCAUACCUAUAUCGCCGCAGUUUACCGGGACGACGAUGAAUCUGGAGGACUUCCCCGUUUCUGGCUCGCCUUUCAAGCAAGUCCCACAGAUGGACGACAUACAAGUACCCAGUCAGAGCGAGUUCGAGAAGGAGAUAUGCCAGCGACCCAGGGAGGUCGAGAACGAGGAUAAAGAAUACCAAAAUGGGGACCACGUGCAGCCAAAUAGCGACCUGGCGGACUACAUGAACGACAGACAGAAGGCAGCUAGUUUCAUCAACACCUUGGACGAUUCUGAGAUCUCGUCGACGAAAGCGGAGUACGGCGACACGUCCGUCAGCUUCUUAACGACCACAGAAUUCCACAGAACAGGUAUCUCCACGGUGGACGAGUCGUUCACGAACUCGGAGCGGGAUUAUGACAUUGCCAAGGACCCCAUGGCCAUGUCCUUUACACCUAGCGACUUCGAAGCAGCUUUCGACAACAAGGACGUCGACCUGAACGCCGUCCACGAUCUGAGCAACUCCGAUCUGGAUGAGAAGAACGACACCGUAGAGAAAGAAGAACCACCGACGAUUCAAACUGCAGAGCCACAGUUUAAAUCCACUAACAACAUUGAAUCCUCCGAGGACGAACACCCACCGAGCGAAGUGGUCCCCGAAGAUUCCGUGGAUCUCGUGAACCUUUCCUCGCAGCAAGAGGAGAGCGAUGCCACCUUCAUCGAGCACACGGAUAAGCCGCAGAUAGUCAGCGAUUUCCUAACCUUCCAAGCAGAGUCUUCCCCAAUGGAGCAGCAAGAAACGCCGAAAGACGAUCACUCUCCGUUGACAGAGAAUUACUCGGCGGAAUUCGAGUCGGAGAAGGAACCUGUUUCCGUCGAUAACGAGCAACCUCUGUCUCCUUCCAGUGCUGACAUAGACGAAACGAAGCCCAUAGAUGAGGCUAGCGAGGACGCCGCUCUUCCAAUAAUCGAUUUGCAGAAGGAAACUUCUGCGAAAGAGACAGACACACCUUCGUCGCUGUCUCCGGUUCCAGACGUGAUAGAUAGCGAGGUUCUCGCUUCGGUGGAUAGCGCAGAUGAAGCACAUGCUCCAACGCAGUGCUUGCUACACGCGGACGCUCCGGAAUUCACGCCAAAGGAACCUUACAGCUUCCGUUCGUUCGAUAUGGAAACUAACGAAGUUUGUCGAUCUCCCAUUGAAGAUGAUGUUUGUCAAAUGAGGUCAGCACAAGUUCAGGACACUUAUCAGACACCUGUUGAAAAACUCUCUGAACCUAGCUGCUUGUAUCAGCCAUAUUCUACAGAAGCUGGCAAUGUGGACGAACCUAGCCAGAAUUUGCAGCAGCUUCAUGUGGAUACAGAGCCAGAGGAAAAAGAGGAGCAGGACGUUAAGCCAGAGGUUGACGCGAAACCAGCCGAAGGAAACUUGCUGAACUUUGCCGAGGAACAACAAGUUUGCGCGAAGAGUCCAGUAGAGCCCGAGUUAACGCCACCAAUUUCUCCUCGCGAAGAGGUGAAAUCACCGCAGAUGGAUGAUCUUGUUUGUCCUAUUCGGUCUGUCGAACAGAAACCCGAAGCUCCUAUUGAAUUCGUCGAACAGGAACCCGAAGCUCCUGUUGAACCCAUCGAACAGAAACCAGAAGUUCCUGUUGAACCCAUUGAACAGAAACCUGAAGUUCCUGUUGAACCCAUCGAACAGAAACCUGAAGUUCCUGUUGAACCUAUCGACCUGAAACCAGAACUACCUGUUCAACCUGCCGAACAGAAACCCGAGGAAGUCGAGCCAAAGGAAGAGGGUCCAAUGGAAGCAGACAUCCUAGAAGUUAAACCCGAGGAAGAAAUUGAACCAGCGAAAGAGGCUGUUCUAAACUUGUCCGCAUCCAUGCAGGAAUUCACAGGGUUGGAGAACGAGUUGCGACCCAAAGCAGAAGAAGUCGUUGAACCUUGCGUUGUACCGCAGGAAGUUCAGGAGGUACCGAAGGAAGAGGAAUUGAAAGAGAAGAUUGAGCCAGAGAAGCCUGUAGAACCAAUAGUCGUGGAAGAGGAAUGUAAAGUGGAGGAAAAGAAAGAGGUUGAAGAAGUUCCUUCGUUGAUGAAGGAGCCUGAAAUAGAGAAGGCAGUGGAAGCCGUAGAAACUGUGCAAGCUGUGGAAGCUGUGGAAGAACCUGCAAAAGUGGAAGCUCCAGAAAACAAAAUCGCAGAGACAGCGGCAGCUGCAGGAGCAGCUGCGACCGCGGUAGUCGUUGCAGCAGCCGCUACUACCAUGCAGAGCAAAGCGAAAUCCAAAACCGCAACGAAACCCGCAAAAACAGCAACUUCAAAGACGACCACACCUAAAUCUACACCAACGUCUCCAUCGAAAGCUGCGAUUUCCUCGACAAGAAUGUCCACCGCGACAGCGAAGAAGUCGACAACCACGGCGACUCGUCCGAAGGACCUAGACGCCCCGAAGAAGUCGACAGUUUCGAGCACCACUUUGAAAACAUCCACUCCGAAGCCCGCUGCUAAAACCACCACCCCGGCUUCCACGCCAAAAGCGACCACCAGGACAAGCACCGGCGCAGCUACGAAACCAAAACCCGCGCCGACUACUGCGAAAACGUCCACCACGGAGAAAAAGGCUACGGCCAACGGCGACGUGAAACCUCUGAGCAAACCAGCCGCCGCCAAACCUGCGAGCAAGGCGGCACCAGCCGCGACGAAGACGACGCUGACCAAAUCGUCGACCACGCGAACGUCCACGGGAACGACGACAUCCAAACCGAGACCCGCUACCGCCACCACGACCACCAAAACCAACACUACUGCCAAAUCCAGCACGACGACAACGACCACCUCAAGUAGCGCCAGACCUAAAACAGCACCGUCCGCGGGCAGCACGACAAAGACGACUCGCAUGUCCACGUCGAAGGCUCCCAUGAUCGACAAGCAGGUGAAGGAAACGGCCAACAAACAGAUCUCCAUGGCACGCACGAGCACCGUCACUAAAUCACGCGUGUCCAACAGCACAACCACCACCACGGCGAAACGCGUGUCCUCAACAACGAAAACCACCACGGCAGCAUCCCCGAUCAAGAAGACCUCGGUGACAAAAGUGUCCGGAAAAACGUCCACGGGCGCCAAGACGCCCACCGAGAAAGCAAAGGUCCUUCAGAACGGUGUGUCCGAGAAAGUAGAAAUGAAUACGAUCAUCGACGACGUGCCCAAGAAGGAUCUCUCUCCUGUAAUCGCCCCCAAUGAUAACCAGCUGAUCAUGAUCUCCGAUUGAGUUCUGGGCUCCGUUCGAUCUUUAGUUUUUAUGUUGAUCGUACGUGUGUUGCUCGCCGAUAAAAAACGUCAUUCAUUUCGCGAUGUAGGAGCAUGAGGAUCCACUAAGAAGUAGUUGAUUAGGGAUUAUAUAACGAAUCGGAAGAAGUUUUUACUAUAAUUAGCGUAAACUAUGAAAUAUAAUAUAUUAAUGUGUAUAUGUACCAGUUAAAAGUAACGAAUCCGUUUAUAUCUGUAUUGGCGGGGAGAGAGAGUGAGAGAGAGCGAAAGGAUGCGAACGAGUGAAAGAGAGGGAGAGAAUGCGCGCGUAAGAAAGAAUAUAAUCUAAAAAACAAAAAGAAAAUAUGCAGGGUGUAUCCUCUAGGAUUAACCAUCGUUUUACGAGCGUUCCGGCGAUCAGAAAUCUUCUGAACCGUCUUUUGAGCUUUGGGCCUUGAAUCGUUAACAUGGAAAAUUAUUUUAUUUCAAAGAUUGCGAAAAUAGGAGUAAGAUUACGUAUACGAUUUUAGAGUUUGAGGAACUUGGAAAUUUAACUUCUAAAUUUAGGAAUUUGGAGGAAGAGAAAAUUUCUUGAUGUUUGAAAACUUGGGAAUGUUGAUAUGGAACAUUAUUUUACUUCGAUCAAAUUAAUCAAUCAAAAUAUCAGAAAAGGAACCAAUUACUACUACGUUUAUUGUAAUAAAAUAAUUUUUCAUAUUAACAUUUCAUUUGAUCAAACAUUAGUCAUCUCAAGGCCAAGUACAUUUUUAAUAACCAGAUGCAUAAUAACCAGUGUUCAGAACCUUUCUUAAGUGACGAAUGCUCGAAAAAUGUUGGUUAAUUUUAGAGGAUACACCCUGUAAAUAUUUUAUCGCUUUUGACUGCUUCGGUCGUCUGGAAGAAAAAAGAAAUGGGGUGUCUCGCUGGAAGAAAAGAUAUAUCUGAUUGGGGAUGCAAGCAUAUAACGAGAGAGAGAAAAAAAAAUAUCGAGAUUGUUUUUGUAAAUAAAUUGGACGCGUUUCCAAGUGGUCUCCGUGAUUCGUCGGAGAUGUCCAGGUGGUGCUGUAACUGGCCUGUAAAAACAACAGACACGCAGAAAGAAACAGGUCCAACGGAAAGAUAAAAUGAUAAAAAAAAGGAGAGGAAGGAAGAGGAAGAA